UCAAUAGUCUAUAUAGCUGACAACUGAAUCAUAUUUUGCCAAACCUACAGAACUAUGUAAGAUAGAAACUUAGAGUACAGAGAGUGACGACAUUCGUUAAUAUUACCGUGGAUUGUUUAUCGAAAAAGAAAUAACAAAGGUUCAUUGAAGACAGAAAAAAAAGGAAAAUGACACGGACAAAGUGUUUGUUUGCUGGCCUCGUUUUGAUGACCAGAAUCGCCACCAUUUUGUCACAGCAGUGCCCGAGUGAGCUUUGCCACUGCGAGAGGGGACACCCGGGUAAAGGCCGUAUAAUCAACUGUCGGUCACGUGGUCUUAGCCAUAUCCCUGUGUUCCAGCCCUCGGAUGAACUUUUCUACGAACUCACAUUAGCCAAUCAGGGAAACUGUGACAAUUGUAACAACUUUACACGCAUCGAUGCAAAUGCAUUUAAUGGACUAAAGAUCAAUGUUCUCCGUGUCGACAACAUCAAUCUGAAUUUUGUUUCCAACAACGCGUUUAACGGAUUGUUAAUGUACAUUGAAGAAAUUUCCCUGCAAGGCAAUGGGCACCAUCCUCCUCCCUACAGCGCCUUGUCCACUCUCACAAAUCUUAAGAAGCUAACUCUGAAGGGAUUUCAACAGAACUCGAUCACUCGCGAAAAUUCAGACUUCAGGCGACUGUAUAAUCUACAAGAGCUCGUGCUUAAGAAUAUGGAUAUAUCAUACAUCACAAAAGAUGCUUUCAAAGACAGGCUUCCAAACCUCAAAAAAUUACGGAUGGAAUAUCUGCCACUCGGAAGUCUGCCUGAUUCUGGGCUAAUGCCAUUGACAAAUCUAGAGGAGUUGAGCGCUGUGUAUGUGAACUUAAGACGAAUUCCAUUCGGAGCGUUCAGAUCUUUCAAGAAGUUGAAAGUGUUGGAUCUGUCCCAUAAUGCUAUUAACGACCUCGUGCCGGAUUGCUUUAAAGGGAUCGAACAUUCCUUAGAAUAUUUAGGCCUUCACCUGAAUUUGUUAGAUGCCACAAACAUCGGCCCAUUGGCGUCACCAAACUGGAGAAAAUUAAACCAGUUGAAUAUUGGACACAACUACAUGAAAAGCCUCCCACUCGGUCUGUUUUAUAACAUGCGGUCGUUAGAAUACCUUAACUUGGAUUCGAACAGAAUUACUUCUCUGGAGUCUGGUUCUUUACUAGGAUUGCGGAAUCUGACCUUCCUUGAUCUAUCCGGUAAUAUGAUCUCGUCGUUGGCUCCUGGGAUGUUUCUACAUACACCCAAACUCUCGGAACUGGAUUUAAGUGGCGAAAACACGCGACGGUUCAAUCUCACAUCUGAAGGGUUGCGAGGCUUAGAAGAAACUCUUAAAAAGUUAUACUUAAAGAACACGCCUGUGGUUGAGUCAGAAAUGUGGAGAGCAGUUCAAAAUCUCCACCAAGUACACACGCUGCAACUUGAUGGCACAAGGCUUACUGAAAUCCCGGACUUUCAAUUCAUACAUAACAGCUAUCUCGAGGAACUGAAACUGGAACAAAACCGAUUCAGUCGACUAAACGAGAAAACAUUUUAUGGGCUGUCGCAGUCCCUGAAGAUCUUGUAUCUCCAAGGCAACCAGUUUCGUACGAUCGGAAAAUGCGUCAUACAACAACUAGCGUCGUUAGAUACUUUAUAUCUGGGAAGUAAUCCGCUGGAUUGCGACUGUAGACAUCGAUUCCUUCGUCAAUGGAUUAUCGAUAGAAUUGCAGAUGAUUUUCUCAAUGAAUACAUAAUUGAAAGUUACUGUGACACACCUGGACAAUAUAAAGGCACGGCUCUCUGGGAAAUACCGGAAGCGGAACUUGUUUGCGAUCCUGCGCACGAAGAAGAAAUGUGUGAAAACAUUUCCACGGUUUCGACUCCACAAACAACCAGCCAAACAACUUCUUUCCCGACUUUAAAGCCGCAUACAGGGAAUGGAUCAUCUGUGUUCCGAUUUACAAAGAUAAUUGAGACGAGCAGUGGAAUACAUCUGGAAUGGACGGCCGAGGAAGAAAUAGUGACUGGGUUUAGUCUGGAAUAUCAGCUAUUGGGCAAAACAUCGGAAAUCAGGGCUGAGGAACUGCAUAGCUCUAAACGUAACUUCUAUAUCUCGCACCUGGAGAGGAACUCGCAUUAUCUUCUUUGUCUCAGAGUGAAUCCAAGACAAAGGGACCUACCGGACAAAGAGCAACGGACGUGCAUUGCGGUUAGAACACUUCCAUGAAUGUUUCCAUACAUACUUCACAUACCUAAGACAGAGUACUCGGUUGUUUACUGGGUUUAUCGCACCGACAGCAAACAUGACCGUCUCGAGAACAUAUAUUCUUGUAGAAGAUGGAGGCUACAUCACCGAAUAUCGAGCACCAUUUAUGUAAUGUGACUUGCCUAAGGCUAUAACCACGAUUUCAAAUGAUAAUCCAUUCUCAUAAAUCUAUGAGAGUACAGACAAUCUGUCGCGGUAGGGACCGACCGGACACUUGGAUCUUUACAAUGCCUACAUUGGUCCGGUACUGUUAAACAAUGGAACAGGAGACUACCCAGUACCGAUCAUAAUUAGAGUGUAUCAAUUCUCUGUUGCCGUAAUUUGCGAGAACAGUUUAUUGUAAAUCCAUCUAUUGUUUUUACUGAUUGAAUGUAUUGGAUGUAUAUAUCUAUUACCUGGUUACUUUUCAUUACAAUAACAUUAAUCGUAUAAUUCACAAAAAGCUAACCGAUCAGGGAUUUUUUUGCUAUAUCAUCUUAACCGCAGUCAAUAUUAAACGAAAAGCACUACAAAGAAAAAAAACCCAGAAACAAAACAAAAACAAAAACAAAAACGUACUUCAAAGCUCUGAGAUACUGAGAUUUUCACUUUACAUAUGUAUAUGUAACAUGUCGAACCAUUCUCGUAAACACCAUUGUAGAUAUCUUCAUGGUUGCAAUAAUUUUUUUAAAAAUUAACUUAUGUUUUUAUUUAUAUUAAUAUAUGUAAAUUUAUCAGAUUUAUGAACAAAUCUCAUAUAUUCUUUGUGGCUAUUGCGCGGCGUUAACAUUAACUCGGGGUUAAGAAUCUAAAGUUGUAAGUAAUUCCUAUUUUCGCCACACCCAUGUACAUGAAUCAUAACGAAAUCGAGUCCUCGGUAACGCCCAUUGUUUCCCAGCCUUUGUUUCCUUGACCUUUUAUUGUAAUGUGCAUUUAUUUGUAAUUCGUUUAUAUUAAAAUUUGUUCCCGUUUUCAACUGUUCCGACAUACUAUGGAAUGACUUUGUAAGUAUUUCUGUGAUAAAACAUAAUUGUGAUAUAACUGUACAUACAUCGUCACCUUUUGCAUACUGAUUAAAUUUGGUUGUAAAAUA
Molecule: messenger RNA, 3327 nt
Organism: Pecten maximus
Lineage: Eukaryota; Metazoa; Mollusca; Bivalvia; Pectinida; Pectinidae
Product: leucine-rich repeats and immunoglobulin-like domains protein 1
Exons: 2
Coding region: 168-2216 (682 amino acids)
Molecular function (GO): protein binding
Source: RefSeq, a predicted model, not a curated record